AAAAGUAGUACUACUACACAAUCUUUCUCUGCUCACUUGAAAAAAAAAAAAAAACAGAGAAGCAACAAUGGCAUCUUACUCAGACUUCAAAUCCCAAUCUCGUCUUCCCAAAUUUGCUUCCCCAAAACGCUACGACAUCCGCCUCAAACCCGACCUUACUACUUGCAAAUUCCAGGGCGUCGUUUCAAUUGACGUCGAUGUCGUUUCACCCACGAAACACCUCGUUCUCAAUGCUGCUGAUCUUAAUGUUGAUUCUUCUUCUGUUUCCUUCAUACCCAAAUCAACUUCCAAGGAAAUUCGAGCAUCUGGGGUUGGAUUGAUUGAAGAAGAUGAGAUAUUAGUUGUUGAAUUUGGGGAGGAGCUUCCUCUUGGAAUUGGGGUUUUGAAUAUAUCUUUUCAAGGAACCCUAAAUGAUCAAAUGAAGGGUUUUUACAGAAGUGUAUAUGAGAUCAAUGGGGAGAAGAAGAACAUGGCAGUUACUCAAUUUGAACCAGCAGAUGCGCGGCGAUGUUUUCCGUGCUGGGAUGAACCAGCGGCUAAGGCUACAUUCAAGAUUACCCUAGAUGUUCCAUCGAAUCUUGUAGCACUCUCCAAUAUGCCUGUCAUUGAAGAAAAGAAAGAAGGGGAUCUUAAGACGGUUUAUUUCGAGGAAUCACCAAUCAUGUCGACAUACUUGGUUGCUGUAGUUGUGGGCUUGUUUGAUUUUGUGGAAAGUCACGCCUCUGAUGGUGUUAAAGUUAGAUGCUAUUGUCAAGUUGGCAAGUCAGACCAAGGGAAGUUUGCUCUGGAGGUGGCUGUUAAGACUCUUGAUUUAUAUAGAAAGUAUUUUGAUGUGCCUUACGCCCUACCCAAAUUGGAUAUGAUUGCUAUACCUGAUUUUGCCGCUGGUGCCAUGGAGAAUUAUGGUUUGGUCACGUAUCGUGAAAAUGCUUUGCUGUAUGAUGAGAAGCACUCUGCUGCUGCUAACAAGCAAAGGGUUGCUAUUGUGGUUGCUCAUGAACUGGCUCAUCAAUGGUUUGGGAAUCUCGUGACUAUGGAAUGGUGGACUCAUUUAUGGUUGAAUGAGGGAUUUGCUACAUGGGUAUCCUACCUAGCAGCUGAUGCUUUGUUUCCGGAAUGGAAAAUUUGGACUCAGUUUCUUGACCAGACUACUGAUGGGCUUAGGCUUGAUGGUCUUUCGGAAUCACAUCCUAUUGAGGUGGAGAUCAAUCAUGCUAGUGAAAUUGAUGAAAUAUUUGAUGCCAUCAGUUAUAGGAAAGGUGCAUCUCUCAUCAGGAUGCUUCAAAGCUAUAUUGGCGCAGAUACAUUUCAGAGAGCUUUGGCAUGCUAUAUAAAGAAAUAUGCUUGCUCAAAUGCAAAGACAGAAGACUUAUGGGCUGUUCUUGAGGAGGUAUCCAUUGAACCAGUGAAGGAACUAAUGAAUUCAUGGACUCAGCAAAAAGGGUAUCCUGUUGUAUCCGUGAAGAUGAUUGACCAAAAGCUGGAGCUAGAACAGUCACUCUUUUUGUUGAGUGGUUCCCCAGGUGAUAGCCAAUGGAUUGUCCCAAUCACAUUAUGUUGCGGAUCCUACGAUAAUCGCCGUAGUUACCUCCUGAAAGAGAAGUCUGGAAGUCUUGAUAUUAAAGAGUCUGCUUGGUUUAAGCUUAAUGUGGACCAAACAGGGUUUUAUAGAGUGAAAUAUGAUGAAGAACUUGAAGCUAGACUUCGACAUGCUAUAGAGAGUAGCCAAUUAUCUGCAACAGAUAGAUUUGGUGUUUUGGAUGAUUCAUUUGCCCUGUGUACGAGUGGUCAGCAAUCUAUGACUACUUUAUUGACUUUGAUGGCAUCAUUCAGAGAGGAAACUGAAUAUACUGUUCUUUCCAAUUUGAUAAAUAUUAGCUACAAAAUUAUGAGGAUAGUUGCUGACGCUACACCUGAUUUGGUUGAUAACCUUAAAAAAUUCUUAAUCAGCCUUUUUGAGUAUCCGGCAAGGAGACUUGGCUGGGAGUCUACGCCAGGUGAGAGUCACUUAGAUGCCAUGUUGAGAGGGGAGCUAUUGACUGUGCUUGCUCAGCUUGGGCACGAAAGUACCCUGAACGAAGCAAGUAGGCGUUUUGAUGCAUUUUGUGCUGACAGGGACUCACCACUUCUACCACCUGAUACCAGAAAGGCUACAUAUACUGCGGUGAUGCAGAAAGUUAAUGCAUCAAAUAGAUCUGCUUUUGAAGCUCUUUUGAAAGUAUAUAGAGAAACUGAUCUGAGCCAGGAGAAGGGGCGUAUUAUAGGUUCAUUGGCAUCAUGUCCAGACCCAGAUAUUGUACUUGAAGUUCUCAACUUUUUGUUAUCUUCUGAGGUCCGGAGUCAAGAUGCUAUCUUUGGACUCUCAGUGAGCAAGGAAGGGCGUGAAACUGCUUGGAUAUGGCUUCAGGACAAGUGGGAUUACAUUUCAAAAACAUGGGGCUCUGGCUAUUUAAUCACUCGUUUUAUCAGUACAAUUGUGUCACCAUUUUCCACAACUGAAAAGGCAAAGGAAAUCGAGGAGUUCUUUGCAAGUCGAAUGAAGCCUACAAUUGCAAGAACCUUGAGGCAGAGUCUCGAAAGGGUUCAAAUCAAUGCAAGGUGGGUUCAGGCUGUUCAGAAGGACAACCGUCUUGCACAACUUGUCCAGGAUAUGUGUUCAUAGAAUAUGAUAGGAUCCAUGGAAAAGUUUCUCAGAAGAAACGCGCAGUGAAUAACCCAAGAAUAAAGCUCAAAUUGCUGCGUAAUUGAUAAUAUACAGGCUUGAGCUUGUUUGACCAACAUGGCUUUGAUGUUGAUCUCUGGAGUGCCGCCUGUUUGUUUUUCUAGUUGGGAGUUUUUUCUCCAAUAUGGAGUUUGAUCAUUAGAGUUAGAAUUUCGCAAAUGUACCAUAAAUCCUGUCUUUUAUUAAUGUUGCAGACUUCUGGUCUUUUAUGAUA
This is a messenger RNA of Beta vulgaris subsp. vulgaris (sugar beet), 2936 nucleotides long. RefSeq names its product aminopeptidase M1. Gene Ontology annotation, biological process: peptide catabolic process; proteolysis. The transcript has 19 exons. Gene Ontology annotation, molecular function: peptide binding; metalloaminopeptidase activity; zinc ion binding. NCBI's taxonomy places the organism in Eukaryota, Viridiplantae, Streptophyta, Magnoliopsida, Caryophyllales, Amaranthaceae. The coding region runs from base 68 to 2662 and encodes 864 amino acids. The record is from RefSeq and is a predicted model, not a curated record. Gene Ontology annotation, cellular component: cytoplasm.